Molecule: messenger RNA, 651 nt
Organism: Cololabis saira (Pacific saury)
Lineage: Eukaryota; Metazoa; Chordata; Actinopteri; Beloniformes; Belonidae
Gene: slc38a12
Product: transmembrane protein 104
Exons: 7
Coding region: 229-651 (140 amino acids)
Source: RefSeq, a predicted model, not a curated record
CUGGUCAGCUGGUUAGUCUCUGCCAUAGAUCCAUGGUCUCUGCUAGUGUUCAGGUCGCGGGUUCUGCGGGAAAUGCUACACGUAUCUGCGUCCUGGACUCUUCUCUUUCUUCUUUCUUUCUCCCGGACGAGGAAACGGACCGCGUUUGUUCAGGUGGCCGGUACCGGACUGCUAGCCUAGCCGCCUAGCCGCUCAGGUGAGCUGUGUUUACCAGUACAGCGGAGCACCAUGGCGGGAGGCAUCACCGACACCGGAGACCCCUACUCCCCUUUCGUGGGGGUGGUCUACAUGUUCAACCUGAUCGUGGGGACCGGCGCUCUCACGAUGCCCAAAGCCUUCGCCACCGCGGGUUGGGGGGUCGGGUUGGCGCUCAUCUCCAUCCUGGGGUUCAUGAGCUACAUGACGACGACCUUCGUCAUCGAGGCGAUGGCGGCGGCCAACGCUCAGCUUCGCUGGAAGAGACGAGAGCAGGAAGAGACCGACAGCGACUCCUCCGAGUAUUCGGACGAUGACGCCGGGGGCCGAGGCCGCGGGGAACCGGAGACCAAGCCCAUCUUGUCUGUUCAGCGGGCGGGCCACGUGGACCACUUCGACAUCGUGGAGCGGGUGGAGAUGGGGCAGAUGGCCUCCAUGUUCUUCAACAAAGGGUGA